Molecule: messenger RNA, 1091 nt
Organism: Saprolegnia diclina VS20
Lineage: Eukaryota; Oomycota; Saprolegniomycetes; Saprolegniales; Saprolegniaceae
Exons: 3
Coding region: 39-923 (294 amino acids)
Biological process (GO): cell differentiation; multicellular organism development
Molecular function (GO): protein binding
Source: RefSeq, a predicted model, not a curated record
ACCGACUCCCAGAUCCUGGUUCGACAAGCAACAACACCAUGCUGCUGCGCUACAUCGUCGCCGUCGCCGCCCUCCUCGCCGCGCUCACCACCGCGUCCACGAACUUGUGCGAGGACUCGGCGCCUUGCCCCAAGGGCGGGAGCCCCGUGUGCGCAACCAACGGCGUCACCUACACGAACGCUUGCGGCUUGACCAAGGCCAACUGCAUCAACGCGAGCCUUGGCCUCGCAAGCACUGGAGUGUGCACGUCGCCGAUGCACAUUUGUGCCAUGGAGUGCCCAGUCUCAUACGAUCCGCAGUGCGGUUCGAACGGCAUGACGUAUGCCAACUUGUGCGAGUUCAAGAAGGCCCACUGCGCCAACCCGACAGUGACGCUCGACCACGCCGGCCGCUGCCCCGCGCGGCAGACACUCGAGUGUCCCAGUAUCUGCACCAUGGAGUAUGCGCCCGUUUGCGGGACUGAUAGGACAACGUACAGCAACAAGUGCAAGCUCGAAGUUGCGCGCUGCCGCGGCGGGCCAAAGUCGACGCUCCGCAUCGCCCACGAGGGUCCGUGCGACGACACUGCGUCGGUCCGCCACCUCGAAGCCUGCCCGACAUCGUGCAAUGACAAGCACGCGCCCGUGUGCGGCUCGGACGGGCGCACGUACGUCAACGAAUGCAGCUUUAAGAAGAUCCACUGCGGCAACGACGACAUGCGCAUCGUCCAUCGCGGCGCCUGCGACGAUUCGCCUGCAAGUGUUGUCAUUCCGAAGGGCGAUUGCCGUGACCGCCCGUGCAACCGCAUGUUUGCUCCCGUCUGCGGCUCGGACAACAAGACGUACAACAACAUGUGCCUCUUUGAGAACGCGCAGUGCGGUAACCACGCCUUGACUCUCUUGCACCGCGGUAGCUGCGACGACCCGCCGACCAAAGAGCUCUAAGGCCCCACUAAAUACUUGUACUCAAGUGCGUUUGUCGUGCGAUGGAGCACACGCAGCGGGUUGCCUUCGACCAUGCACACUGUAAAGUCAUUGAGCGGCCUCAAAAAUGUCUGCAGGAACUCGACAAUGCCUUGGAUGGAUUGCAUACUAAAUGUGGCAUUUUGGGUC